Betta splendens (Siamese fighting fish) is the source of this 3576-nucleotide messenger RNA. RefSeq names its product cholinergic receptor, muscarinic 5a (gene chrm5a). Gene Ontology annotation, cellular component: dendrite; plasma membrane; synapse. The transcript is spliced from 2 exons. Lineage: Eukaryota; Metazoa; Chordata; Actinopteri; Anabantiformes; Osphronemidae. Gene Ontology annotation, molecular function: G protein-coupled acetylcholine receptor activity; G protein-coupled serotonin receptor activity. Gene Ontology annotation, biological process: G protein-coupled receptor signaling pathway, coupled to cyclic nucleotide second messenger; chemical synaptic transmission; adenylate cyclase-inhibiting G protein-coupled acetylcholine receptor signaling pathway. The record is from RefSeq and is a predicted model, not a curated record. Bases 1250 to 2803 code for a protein of 517 amino acids.
GAUGAGCCCGGUGCCGUCCGCUGGCCGACUGCCUGGAAACAGCAUUAGAUGGUGGAAGGUGGAGGAGCGGUCGGUUCAGGGACGGACAGACGAGGCCGGACCUUCAUGAAACGCAUCAGUGGCCUCUGACCUGGAAGCAGCAAAAUUCAUGACAAAUGUGAUGCUGCCUGUUUCUACAUGUAUAUUAUCAUUUGAAGUCUGUUUAAUUCUAUACCGCUUUUUAUGACUGAGCUCCUGGGGACGAUCGUCCACCAUCAUCUGGAUCAAACCACCCACGAACUGUGUGUCCGUCCUGCUCCCAGCGAAUAAAUCCCCAAUCAGCACAAUGGCAUGAAGCUCCUCUCUAUAUAAAUCUAUACGCACGCAUACACACAUGGAGGUCCGUGCGUGUGCGGCAUCUGUCACCUCUGGCGCUUAUCUGUGGGAACCACCGGCAGCAGAUGAGCUCAGUGAUAAACGGCUCCGAGCUCCACGCGAUCAGAGAAGAAAAGCAGGUCUCUGUUUCUGCUUUGGGAUGCGCGACCACACACUUAAUAAACACAAUUUGUCUGGACUUGUCUGCCUAAACGCCCCCCCCAUCCCUGUGGAGCCCCCCCCCGUCUAGUACUCUGAGGUCUGAGCUGCAUGCUCACUGUCCCGAAACAUGAUGAACCACUCAGCCCUGUGGGAAUUUCUCCUCCCAGCAGCGUCAUCUGCAUCUGUGUGUGAGCGAGCAGCAGCAGCAGCAGCAGCAGCAGCAGCAGCUCAGCUCACUCCACACAGCUCUGCCACGCAAAGUUCUGCCUCCCGCUCCCGCUCAUUGGCUCCUGACUCCUGAAUGACUGGAGGAGGGAUGAUCCGCAGCCGGAGGACGCCCGCCUGGUUCCGGAGCCCGGCGGCCGCGCUGGGCUCGGAGGCGCAGGAUGCUGAGCUCUGCGCAGCGUGAGCGGAGGGACGCGUCCGCCCUCCUCCUCCUCCUCCUCCGCCUCCGACUCCGCGCUCGCUCCCGGAGCCGCUGGCACGCCAGGGUCACGCCGGCAGGACCCCCGUCCACCUCAGUCCUCUCCAGCUGCGCCGUGAUCCUGUUUCCCAGUGCCGCACUUGACCCGAAGGCUUUCCAGGCAAAACAGAGGGAUUAAGUAUGAAUGCGGCUCUGACUGGGACACACACAAGACUGUGACGUCUGAGGAAAGUCACCUGAGAUUCGUCUGAGAAUAAACAAACCCGAAGGCUCCUGUCAUGGUCGGAUGCCAAUAAACACAAGCCCACCAUGGAGGGAGAGAACCCACUAAACUCCACUCUGAACGCCAGUGCCAUGGACGCUCAGCAAGUCCCACCGAGCCUGUGGGAGGUCAUCACCAUAGCAACUGUGUCAGCCAUCGUCAGCCUCAUCACCAUUGUUGGGAAUGUUCUGGUAAUGCUGUCUUUUAAAGUCAACAGCCAGCUCAAGACAGUGAAUAAUUACUAUUUACUGAGUCUGGCAGCUGCCGACCUCAUCAUAGGUGUUUUCUCCAUGAAUCUCUAUACCUCCUUCAUAUUGAUGGGCUACUGGGCCCUGGGAAACCUGGCCUGCGACCUGUGGUUGGCGGUGGACUACGUGGCCAGCAAUGCCUCGGUCAUGAACCUGCUGGUGAUCAGUUUCGACAGAUACUUCUCCAUCACGCGGCCGCUCACCUACCGGGCCAAGCGGACGCCCAAGCGAGCGGGGGUCAUGAUCGGCCUGGCCUGGCUGGUGUCGCUCGUCCUGUGGGCCCCGCCCAUUCUCUGCUGGCAGUACUUUGUCGGAAAGAGGACGGUGCCUGAGCGGGACUGCCGGAUCCAGUUUUUUUCGGAGCCAGUUAUAACCUUUGGGACAGCGAUUGCUGCCUUUUAUAUUCCUGUGUCCGUCAUGACGAUCCUGUACUGUAGAAUCUACAAGGAAACCGAGAAGAGGACCAAAGAUCUGGCCGAGCUGCAGGGGACCAACUACGCAGCAGACUCUGGGGCCCCGCAGCCUCAGAAGACCAUUAUCAGGUCCUGUUUCAGCUGUAAGCUGAAGUCGGCGUCGCACGACAGGAACCAAGCGUCCUGGUCGUCCUCCAGCAGAAGCAACGCCGGCAAAUCAACAGCGACCACCAGCGACGAGUGGUCCAAGGCGGGUCCGCUGACCACCUUCAACAGCUACGCGUCCUCCGAGGACGAGGACCGGCCCGUGUCCCCGGGCUUCCAGGCCUCCUUCAGGAACCAGGCCUGCGAGUCCGGCAGGAGCGGCGCCGGCAGCUACGAUGAGGACGCCUUCUUCCAGGCGUCGCCCCAAAGCGGCUCCCAGAGGAGCAAGUGCGUGUCCUACAAGUUCAGGCCCGCGGCCAAAGACGCUCACGCUGAGCUCCAGACCAGAAACGGAGACGCCAAAGCGGCGCCGGCCUCGUACUCCUCGGCCGAGUCCAUGAGCGCGCCAUCCACCUCCUCGGCCUCCAAGCCCAUGGACAUGACGCUGAAGAGCCAGAUCACCAAGAGGAAGCGCAUGGUGCUGAUCAAGGAGAAGAAGGCGGCGCAGACGCUCAGCGCCAUCCUGCUGGCCUUCAUCCUCACGUGGACGCCCUACAACAUCAUGGUGCUCAUCUCCACCUUCUGCUCCACGUGCAUCCCCCGCUCCCUGUGGCACCUGGGCUACUGGCUGUGCUACGUCAACAGCACCGUCAACCCCAUGUGCUACGCCCUCUGCAACAAGACCUUCCAGAAGACCUUCCGCAUGCUCUUGUUCUGCCAGUGGAAGAAGAAACGGACUGAGGAGAAGUUGUACUGGUACGGACCCAACCCUGGGGUGAGCUCCAAGCUGACGUGAAGCGUCACAUGUUCUGGCUGGCGUCACUCAGAGACGGAGGCAAGGAGGCUGCUCCAAGCUUUAGUUUUACCCCAGAACCAGCCUGAAAAGGUGGAGGUGUCCCAUCAACCUGCAGAUAAUCCCAUUUUAUUUAUAUUGUCAGUCUGGAUUCGACCCAGUGCUCCAAUCACAUGUACAGUUACUGUGUCUGUAUUGAGGCUGUGCAUUUUUGGACUGGUGUUUUAUUUUGAAGGGCUAAUCCCUGUUGUCCUGAUGUGGCUGUCGCUCGCUAUAUCAAGAUUGUGAUAAUCAAAGCUUUUCCCACAUGUGACAGUGUCAGUCUUCAGAUCAGAUCAUGUCAUAGUUACACUGCUAUUUAUGGCUCACAUCCAAAUUUAAAGGCUUUAAUUGUUUCGCUAAUGGUGUCAGUGUUUACACAGAAAGUGGUUAAAGGAUGUGAACGCACACUUUAUUAGAAUCAGUUUUACUAUUUAUCCUCAGGAUCUUUUCUUUGUUGUCAUCUUUAAGCAACGGAUGAACGAGAAGGAGACGCGUCACCGUCUACAUGUCCAGAACACUUUUACUUAACUGUGAUGAACCAGACGUCUGCAGCUCGAGCAAUGUCAGAAAUGCUUUGCUUCAAUUAUAUCGGCUUCAUACGUGACUGAAACAAAGCUAGAGCUAAAAGUGUUUGCUUUUCGUAGUGUUCGUUUGUUCUGUUUGUUUCCAGAUGAUGUGUUUCUGUAUCGAUUGUUGUGAAUUCAGUGUCCAAGAUAAAACCUAUUGAGAGAGAA